GCGAAUAAAAACAAAACAACGCUCUGUUUACAUCUAUUUUAGUUCACAAGCAAUAUUCGCACGUUUCAUUCCCAUUUUCUCGUGCAAAGCGAACUGUAAAGUGAACUAUAUUAACAUAUUAACCCUGUAUUAUGCGAAGUAAUACUUUCAAGUAGUAGUUUUUUCCCUGCACAACACCUUACAAUGGCCAGUGAAGAUACCGCACCGGCUGACUUUUCGGCCCUAGUCAACGAGGAUGGAAAGAACAAAACGAACGUAAAGUGCGAUCGCUGCGGAUCGUUGAUUUUAAAAUCGACAAACAGUGAUUACGACUCGACAGAGUUCGUGCUACCGUUGGCCAAGCAAAAGCGUCAACCGGUGGAGCAGGAGGCGGAAGAAUUUACCUCGGAAACGUUGAAAGAUUUCUGGAUGGUGAAGGAUAUGUACACGUUCGAGAACAUUGGCUUCAGCAACACGGUGGACAAUCGGAAGUAUCUUACCUGUGCCGAUUGCGAGGCCGGUCCGAUAGGGUAUCACGAUUUGGAGACGAAAAAGUCCUACAUCGCACUGGCACGCGUCAAGCAUGAGUGAGGGACGAAUUCGAUUCACUCAAUAUGGCAUUUGCUACAUGAUUUGCCGUUAAAAAUAAAAUAAAGGUGAAAAGCA
This is a messenger RNA of Anopheles merus, 645 nucleotides long. RefSeq names its product guanine nucleotide exchange factor MSS4 homolog (gene strat). Gene Ontology annotation, cellular component: membrane; cytosol. Gene Ontology annotation, biological process: post-Golgi vesicle-mediated transport; small GTPase-mediated signal transduction. The record is from RefSeq and is a predicted model, not a curated record. The coding region runs from base 184 to 570 and encodes 128 amino acids. The transcript has 2 exons. Lineage: Eukaryota; Metazoa; Arthropoda; Insecta; Diptera; Culicidae. Gene Ontology annotation, molecular function: zinc ion binding; guanyl-nucleotide exchange factor activity.